CUCUGAACCCACUCUCCCAACCCUUCAAAUUCGAACCCCCCAAACCGCUCGCGAAAUCCCCAAAUCAACGCCUCCUCACGGCAAUCAAUCAAGCAAUCAUCCAUUCACGACGCGAGCGGGGAUCCUCCUCCACUCCGAUGGCGUCGGAGGCCAGGUCCGGGGGCGCGCGGCGGGUCCCGCUGCAGCCGCGGGACGGCAACGCGGCCGCCUCCCCGUCCUUGGGCGGCGGCGGUGCCGCCAAAUCGAAGGCGAAGGCGAAGGCGCGGGCGGCCGCCGCGUCGCCGCCGUCGGUGAGGUCGUAUGCGAGCCGGGACGAGGCCGAGCGGAGGGCGGCGGCGGCGGUGGUGAGGGAGAAGGAGGUGUCGCUGGCGGAGGAGCUGGAGAAGGCGCGGGAGCGGCGGGGCCGCCUGCGGGCCGCGCGGCAGGUCACGGAGAGGGCGCUGGCGGAGGCCGACGAGGCGCUGCGGCGGGAGAUGCGGGAGUGGGAGCGCCGCGCGGACGAGCAGCGCCGGGUCGUCGCGGAGCUGAUGCGCCUCAUCGGGAUGCCCGAGGUGUACGUUCCGGUGGAAUCGCUGAGAUCCAGGGAGGAGAGGAAGAGGAAACAGGGGACCGCGUCUUCAGAUCCUCCGGGUCCGGUCACAGUGGCUUCAACAUUACUAGAGGAAGAAUCUGGACCAUGCCUCUCCGAUCAGGAACUGCUGGCGACGCCGGCAAGGGAAACGACCGCCGCCGCAGCAGCGACGGAAAGCAGCAGCGCUUGAUCCCUUUCUUUGCCUGUUCCAAACUGUUUCUGCACAAGGCCUCCCAAUGAAAUCAAAUGGCUUGUUUGGUAGUGUCUGCUUGCGUGCGUCCAUACAUGAUAUGUGAUGCCUGAGAAUGUUCAGCAUAGACAACUUGGAUGAAUCACUGUCACUCGUC
Triticum aestivum (bread wheat) is the source of this 918-nucleotide messenger RNA. RefSeq names its product probable ubiquitin carboxyl-terminal hydrolase creB. The transcript has 3 exons. The record is from RefSeq and is a predicted model, not a curated record. NCBI's taxonomy places the organism in Eukaryota, Viridiplantae, Streptophyta, Magnoliopsida, Poales, Poaceae. The coding region runs from base 138 to 761 and encodes 207 amino acids.